AUGAAUUCGCACCACAGUAAAGGCGCCUCGGCGGUUUUAGUCAGACGCAUAUCAGUGAUGCAGACAGGGCUCGCCCUAAUCCAAGAACCCUGGUUAUACUGGGAAAGGAUUAGCGGCCUGUCAGGGUGUGGCUCCAUUUAUAAGGGGCCACUCGUGAAAGCGCCAAGGGCAUGCAUAGCUGUCAAGGGUAUGGAUGUGAUAUUGGUGCUUAAGUUUUGUUCCAGGGAUCUUACUGUUAUCAAGGUGAGGCUCAGGGUUGAAAGUGGGGAAAGACUGGGGGUUGCAUUUGCCUCAGCGUAUUUCCCUGACGAUGCGGAUGGAUCCCCGCCUGCCAGAGAGGUGGAGAUUCUAAUUCAGUACUGCCAGAAGUCCAAAAUUCUUCUGCUGUUAGGAUGUGAUGCGAGCUCUCACCAUUCGGUGUGGGGGAUCACGAAUAUCAAUGACAGAGGAAGAGAUUUAAUUGAGUACCUAGCGGUCACUGAUAUGGAAAUUCUGAAUCGAGGCGAUACUCCCAUAUGCCAGGUCAAAAACAGGAGUGAGGUUUUCGAUUUGACUUUAUGCUCGGAGCGGCUGAGAAGUAGGGUAGUGGACUGGAGAGUAUCUAAUGAGGAGUCUCUCUCGGACCACAAAUAUAUCCCGUUUCAGCUAAACCUAGGUAAACCAGUGGUUUCAAAAGUCAAAAACCCUAGAAAUACGCUCUGGGACUCAUAUAAAGAGGAACUCAGAGGCAGACUAGUGGAAUUUCUCAAAAACUAUGACAGUAUCGAUGAGUAA
Molecule: messenger RNA, 774 nt
Organism: Belonocnema kinseyi
Lineage: Eukaryota; Metazoa; Arthropoda; Insecta; Hymenoptera; Cynipidae
Exons: 1
Coding region: 1-774 (257 amino acids)
Molecular function (GO): catalytic activity
Source: RefSeq, a predicted model, not a curated record